UUUGCUUCCUCUUUACCUCCACCUUCUUCCUUUACCUCCGACAUCAAGCGGGACUUAUUUGGUUAAAGCACCAGAGGGCAAUGGUCCUCAGGGGGAGGCUGGUCCUGGGACUGCACACCUUGAUGACCCUCCUGAGCCUCCAGGAAGUUGGGGCCAUCAAGGCUGACCACAUGGGCUCCUAUGGACCAGCCUUCUACCAGUCCUAUGAUGGUGCAGGUCAGUUCACGUAUGAUUUUGAUGGAGAACAGCUGUUCUCUGUGGAUCUGAAGAAGAGGGAGGCUGUGUGGCGUCUGCCUGAAUUUGGCAACUUCGCCUACUUUGACCCGCAGAGCGGGCUGGUCAGUAUCGCAAUGAUCAAAGCGCAUCUGGAGGACUUGGUGGAGCGCUCCAACGGCACCAGAGCCCCCAACGUGUCCCCCAGAGCGGCCGUGCUGCCCAAGUCUCGCGUGCAGCUGGGCGAGCCCAACGUCCUCAUCUGCAUCGUGGACAACAUCUUCCCCCCAGUCAUCAACAUCACCUGGCUGCGCAACGGCCAUCCUGUCACCCAGGGCGUGACCCAGAGCAGCUUCUACGCCCAGCCUGACCACUCAUUCCGGAAGUUCCACUACUUGACCUUUGUGCCCUUGGCGGACGACUUCUAUGACUGCAAGGUGGAGCACUGGGGCCUGGACCAGCCGCUCUUUCAGCACUGGGGUGAUGGCCCUUCUGAGAGAAGCAAGUGUGAGACGCCAUUCAGCUUCCUGGCAAGUUUCUUACGGCCCUUGCCUUCUCAGUGUGACUCCACCAAUUUCAUCAUGCUGACUUUGAAUGGGAUCAACCCUUGUCCUAUAGGUCUCCUCCUUUUUGGCCCCCAUACUCAUGGCAGGGACUUGUAGGGAACCAACGCGUUCCCUUUCCCAGCCCCAACACACACGCACACACACACACACACACUUUAUUGGUCUAUCCAAAGCCCUGGCCAGCAGCAGUAAAAUUUUAAACAAUGUUUGCACAGUGUCCAUCUUCCCAGGCCUCAGCCAAUUCUCUAAGGGUGUAAGGGACACUAGGGUGCCUCCCAGAUGGCUCAGUGGGUAAAGAAUCUGCCUGCUCUGCAGGAGAUAUGGGUUUGAUCCCUGGAUCGGGAAGAUCCCCUGGAGAAGGGCAUGGCAACCCACUUCAGUAUUCUUGCCUGGAGAACCCCAUGGACAGAGGAGCCUGGUGGGCUACAGUCUGUGGGGUCCCAAACAGUUGGAUAUGACUGAAGGGACUGAGCAUGCAUGCAAAGGACUCUAGGGUCUGGAAGAGGGGAUUUCUGGUGAUGGCCAUUGAGUGUGACAUGCUACUGGGGACUGGCAUUCAUUCAUGGGCCAAUCUAGCUAUGUCUUGCUUCAUUUGACUCAUCAGCGUGGGCCCCCUUGUGUGUCACUUGUGAAUGGACCAUUUCACAUGGACGUCAUGAAAUUUAUAUCCUGAAUUCAGAUUUGCCCACAAAGGGAUGCAGAGUAUUCUGUUCAUUGCAACUCCCCCAACCGAUGACAUUUCUGAAGGACACCAGGCAAGGGAACAUUCACGGAAACUUCACUCUUACUCAGAUUUACUGUCAUGAAGACGCCAAUGGUAUCCAGCUGUGACCUAGAUGCCAUCUCCUUUUCCUGCAUUUGCUAGCAUUCCAUGCAUGACAAAGAGAGGCCAAGGCUUGGGUAGGAUGGCCACAUCCUCCGUCUGAGGUCCAUCACAUCAGGUAGGAGGGUGGAGAGUAGUGAUCUACUACUUCUCAAGGUAUCUGUGAGAAGGGAGGUCUAGGAGAUAUCUCUCUGAAUCCUCUUUAAAUCUGUGGCCUAGGGCUUCCCAGGUGGUGCUAGUGAUAAAGAACGUGCCUGCCUAAUGCAGGAGACAUAAGAGACGCAGUUUCAGUUCCUGGCUCCGGAAGAUCCCCUGGAAGAGGUCAUGGCGACCCACUUCAGUGUUCUUGCCUGGAGAAUCCCAUGGACAGAGGGGCUUGGCAGGCUGUGGUCCACAGGGUCACAAAGAGUCGGACAUGACUGAAGUGACACCACGCAUGCAGAAGGUUUUAGUUUACUGUGAACAAAAUUUAAAGUACACCCAAAGCAAUGACCAGCUCUACAAAGUAGUUUAUGAAGUGAAGUGAAAGUUGCUCCAUUGUGUCCGUCUCUUUGCCACCCCAGGGACUAUACAGUCCAUGGAAUUCUCCAGGCCAGAAUACUGGAGUGGGCAGCCUUUCCCUUCUUCAGGGGAUCUUCCCAACCCAGGGAUCGAACCAGGGUCUCCUGCAUUGCAGGCAGAUUCUUUACCAACUGAGCUAUUAUAUCAGGUACCAAAUGAGUGGUACAGACUGGUGGUUUUCAAACUGAAUACACAGAAGAAUCACUUGGGAGCCUUUUGAUGAGUACAGGCUACUCCCAGAUCUACUGAAUGAGUAUCUCUGGGGUGGAGAGAGUGGUGACAGGGACUCUGUAAUUUUUAACACGCUCCAGAUGGUGCUAAUGAAGUUGUUCUGGCCCCAGGUUGGGGUCUGGGGAUGGAGACUGGCUGGUGCCAUCGGAGGUCGCCAGAAGAGCGGAUCCCUGAGGUCUGAGUGAUUUGGGAAGACUUUCUGGAAAACGUGGGCCGUUUAGGGCAUAGAAGUUGAGCAAGGGACUUCCCUGGUGGUCUCGUGGUUAAGACUCUGCCCUUCCAACACAGGGGAUAUGGGUUUGAUCCCUGGUUGGGGAACUAAGCUCUCGCAUGCCAGGUGACACAGCCCCCGCCCCCAAUAAAGAAGAAGCUGAGUGUAAUACAGGUAUGUAGGGGCAAGAUAGGGUUUGGAAUUGUGAGCGUUUUGUCCUGGAAAAGAAAGAAACCAAGAGAUUAUGGGGACUCCGUGGGCUUCCUGGGAGAGAGUGAGGUGGGGAGUCACAGACCAGAAGAGGACUUGGGUGGGAGUGAGGGAGGGCUGUCCUAGGCUUGAUUUUUGUUUGCCCGUCAGUCACGGAAACGCUAUUAGAAUAAUCACAGACACAAGAGAGGGUAUUUACAAUAAAGAUGCCGGAGUGGUACCCAGAACCCAAGGGUGGGUUUGAGUCAGGCGCACAGGGAGCAGAACUCAGAGCUGAAGCGCCAGCAGAGCCCAGCGCCCAGCCCUCUCUGGGCCGCAGACGCCCUGCUCUCUAGGUCCCUGAGCGCGUCAGCUGUGUUCUCUCUGUGUCGACUGACUGUCCUGUUCAGCCGACCUGCCGAUCUCGUGGGUCUUGUGUGUGUAUGUCACCUCAGCUCUAGCCACCCACGGAGACCGUGUCUCUCAGCCACAAUUUAAAGUUUUUGAAAAAACAAACGAUUGCCCAAACUUAGGGAAAGUGUCCACCCCAGCCCACGGGGAUCAGAUCCCACGGCACAAACAUGAUGUCUGGCGCCCACCUCUGAGGUGAGGAGUCAGGUUGUCCUCAGAGAAAGAAGAGGGUCUUGGAAGACACCAUGAGAGAUGUCUGGCUCCAUCGCGCCCUCAUCUCUGUUGAUCUUUUACUUAAAAGUUAACUUGAUGCACCCUUGGAAAAGUGUUUCCCUGAUCUCUGUCCUAAUGUUUAAUAAAGUUGUUAAAAUUGUC
Molecule: messenger RNA, 3580 nt
Organism: Bubalus bubalis (water buffalo)
Lineage: Eukaryota; Metazoa; Chordata; Mammalia; Artiodactyla; Bovidae
Product: HLA class II histocompatibility antigen, DO alpha chain
Exons: 4
Coding region: 81-875 (264 amino acids)
Biological process (GO): immunoglobulin production involved in immunoglobulin-mediated immune response; peptide antigen assembly with MHC class II protein complex; antigen processing and presentation of exogenous peptide antigen via MHC class II
Cellular component (GO): MHC class II protein complex; membrane
Molecular function (GO): MHC class II protein complex binding
Source: RefSeq, a predicted model, not a curated record